This is a messenger RNA of Ostrea edulis (European flat oyster), 3774 nucleotides long. RefSeq names its product receptor expression-enhancing protein 1-like. Gene Ontology annotation, molecular function: microtubule binding. The record is from RefSeq and is a predicted model, not a curated record. The transcript is spliced from 10 exons. Gene Ontology annotation, cellular component: endoplasmic reticulum tubular network; cytoplasmic microtubule; endoplasmic reticulum membrane. Lineage: Eukaryota; Metazoa; Mollusca; Bivalvia; Ostreida; Ostreidae. Gene Ontology annotation, biological process: endoplasmic reticulum tubular network organization. Bases 101 to 913 code for a protein of 270 amino acids.
UUCCUACAGGUGGCGCUGCUGUCGUGUUCAUAAAUGGUAACUUACAAAGUUGCCCAGUGAUGUAAUUCUGUUGGGUUUGAAGAUAUUUUGUGACCUAAUCAUGAUAUCAGUCCUUUUAUCGAGGAUUGUAAUACUAGUCUUCGGAUUAUUGUAUCCAGCUUAUGCUUCCUUCAAGGCCAUUCGCACGAAGAAUGUCAAAGAAUACGUGAAAUGGAUGAUGUAUUGGAUUGUGUUUGCCCUGUUUAGUGCAAUAGAAACCUUCACUGAUGUCCUACUGUCGUGGCUUCCAUUUUAUUAUGAAGUUAAGAUCCUGUUUGUCAUUUGGUUGUUAUUACCUGUGACUAAAGGCUCCAGCUACCUAUACAAGAAAUUUGUGCACCCUCACUUUGCCAAGAGGGAAAAGGAAAUUGAUGAAUGUAUAGACCAGUAUAGUAAGAAGGGCUACACCACUCUACUGAGUCUGGGGACGCGGGGACUGACGUACGCCACUAAUGUGGUGGUUACCACGGCGAUAAAGGGUCAGUCCUCGCUGGUCGAUCACAUCAGGAAGAGUUACAGCACAAAUGACCUUCGAGUGGGAGAGGACACAAUCGAUGGUCACCAGCCAAGCUUUGUAUUGGAUGAUGAUGAAUUAGAUAACAGAAUAGCUCAGGACAACAGAGAGAUAGAGAGAAGGAAACCACUGCGCCGGAGCAACAGUGACAUGUCGGAAGUCCGACCCCCUACGUCCCGAUACAAAAACCCAAACACAGAGCUUUCAAAGGUUGAAGAAGUGGAAGAAGAAUACAUGCUUCAUGAAGACCAAGUCCAUGUACGGCCUGGGUACUACAGUCCUAAACAGGACAUGUAUUUUUAUGAUCCGUCUAGACCCAUACGGAACUUUACCAAGAACCCGCGCCCGUACUCGAAGUAAAUUGCCAAAAUGAAGGAUCUCGAUAUUGUCACGACUAAACAGCUGAUACUCAACACCGGGGGUCACUUCACUACUUGUCGGUCGACGUCACGCGUCAAUGUUAAACACACUUGUUUCCAAGCAAUUUUCUUUUGAAUUUAAUGGGAGGCCUGCCAUAGGCCAAGAUUUUUCGUUUCGCUCGAUUUCUGUGCAGAUUUAUAUCAUAUGAACCAUAUCACUGAAUUCUGACUUCACAAAGUAGAGAGGACAAAAUGUGGGAUUUUCAUCUCUCUGAAGUUUUAAUGUCAGCUUCUUUAAUGUGAUGAGUGGGGUAGGUUUUAUAUAUCGUUAUGUUGUAAAUUGUCUGAUUAUUGAUUACAGUUUUAAAAGCUGAAAUGUAGAAGAAGAAAAAAGACAAACUUGUUGUAUGGGUUAUGUCAAAAGUCGUUUACACCGUUUAUGCUGUGUGAUUGAUGUCUGUUGUACUUUUUACAAUGAAUUCAACAGGAGAGUUUUAUGUAGCGUCUGUAGAUGGGUUUCACUGAGAUGAUCCUGUAUGAAAGAUAUAGAGAUACUGCCAAAUUUAUCCGUUGUGUUAAAUCACAUUUAGACCUCGUUUGUAACAGGAUCUGUAGCCGAUUCUGUUUUGGUAGCGUUUUAGAUUGAUAGGUAUGUUAAUGUCAGUCAUGAUGUACAGAAUUCAGACCACGUCUAGGUCGUGUGUUUUAAUAUGACUAACUCUAUAUUUGUAAAUUUUUAACUUUUUUGGAGAUGUGAGAUGAUUGUUCUCUCAGGGUCGCUGAAUGUUGGCAGAUAUGCUGCUGGUUGAAUAACUAUCUAUUUAUUGAGACAUGAGGGUUUUGUUUACACGUAUAUUUCACAUUUUGUUUCACAUUCAGUUCUUUUAUAAAAGCUUUUUUUUUGUGUUGUGUAUAUAUAUUUUUUUCUUUUGGCACUGUAUCUUGCUCAAGCAAUUUUUUGUUUGCCUUUUUUUUUUUUAUCUUUGGUCAUGUACAACAUUCCACACCCUUGUUUUGUAUAUUUUUAAAUCUGACUUUGAAUCUAUCACAUAAACUUGUUUUGUGUAUUUUUAAAUCUGACUUUGAAUCACAUAAACUUGGAACCAUUGAAACAAAACACAGGUGCCAUAGCAGAUAUCCAUAUGAAUGUUGUUAAAGCACCAUUUUUUAUGAAUUCAUCAAUGUGGAUGCUUUGGCGCUUAUUUCACAUAUAGAGCGAGCUGUGAGAAAUUUUCACUUAAUGUAAGAAAACAAAGCAUUGUGUAGCAUAUUAGUGCAGUUCAAAUCAUGUACAUUGGUCUUAGAUUGACAGCAUGCAAAAGUACAUGUGAUCAUUUGUUUUCGAGUCACUAUGAAUGGUGCUCAGCCACUGGUUAAUUUACCACAACGUCUUUGUUUCUUCCUGGUUUUGAAUCUCCCUGCUUGUCAGGUUUGUACCUCAGACUUAACCGCUGGACAGGGAGAUCGGUUUUCGAUUGGGAAGAUCAAACAUGAAACGUUGUGUACAGCGAGUCACUGUAAAUCACGUUUGAUUCAUGAGAACAUUAUUUACGCGUAAUUUCAUGGGACUGUCCAUUAGCGAAAAUUUAGUUGCAUAAUGAUUCGCGAAAGAUAUAUCUCACGAAUAAAUACAUUAUUGUAUCCAUGCAUAAAUCAGUUCUCGUGAAAUAAAAAGUGAUCUACAGUUGAUUAAGUAUGUAGUUAUGGUGUCUCAAUCUGUGAUAUAAAGAAUAAGAGUGCUAUUUUAUAGAUUAUUACACUAAGGGGCUCCACAACGAAUCUGUUGACAGGUGCCACAGUGUCUAACAUAUUUUGAUUAUGGCCAGGGGGAAAACUAGUUUCUUUUUGAUGAUUGUGAAAGUAAAUCUCCCAGGCAGCUCCUGAACACUAGACGUAUUAUGGUAGGAAAAUGUUCAAAGUACUGCAGGAGUUUGUCAAAAGUAUUGCAUAAUAGAAGGAAGCUCAAUGAAAUAGUAAAUCAAAGUAAUGGAUAAUACUGUAUGCAGGGUUAUUUUUGCCUUGCUGCACUUGACAGUUUUGCUCCAUUUUAAAUUCGCCCAGACACAGUUGUGUUAAAAGAGUUGAGAUAAGGGGGGGGGGGGGGAAUUCAUCCAGUCCUAAAUUCGCUCACUGACAAGGGUAAAAGAGGCGAAAAUAAAACGGGGGCGAAUAUUUCCGUGUGUACAGUAGAAGGAAAGCUCAUUGAAAUGGUAAAUGCUGAUACAGCCUAAAUUAUUGUUCUAUCCAAAACAUCGAGAGUCGUAUAUAUCGCAAUUUUCUAAAGACGAUGUAUCUGCAUGUUAAUUAAUUCAUCCACAAAAGUUUGUACGAAUAGUGGUAGUCAGUUUGUACAAAACUUUCAGCGUCACAAUAAACAUACAUUAAAUGCGAUAAAAUAUACUGCAUGAUAUGUUAGUUCAGGACGUGAAAUAAUGUGAGAGCAUUACAAAAUUCUGUCACAGAUUUGUGUAUGAAAUGUACAGAAGAAAUGAGUGAUGUUUGUAUAUGAUACAUUAAGUUAGCCUUGUCGAGUUUUUUACUUUUGAAAUUGUGGUUAUUUCAUUAAUGAGAGUGUAUUCAUGACGCAUACUUUUAAAAAAAUUCAGGUUCAAGAUCUUGCAUAAGCAUCUGUUUUCUGUGAUGUAUAUUAUAUGUACGGACUUAAAACGAAAUUUACUUACUCUGAGGGGGGUUUGGGGUAAAUGGGUAAAGGAAAUAAAUAGUUUUAAUUGCAUAUAUGGUGUACUAGGGAGAGAGCCUCAUUAUGAAUUUGACACUGAUCUGCAGUUUGAAGGUCAUGAAUAUGUAUGAUAGUGACCUUGUAUGAUGAGUGUUUGAAUAAUAAAUGUUUUCACCAUUCCC